AUGAUGAAGCCAUUCUCAUUACUCUUGAUACUUGGAGCUGGCUUCUUCAUCGAUGUACUAGCAGCCCCAAGUCCCUGCCCUCUAGUUGGGCCCGCCUUUCCAUGGCCUACACCGAGCUUAGAAAACAAAUGUCUUGAUACGGCACGAAGAAAUCUUUCUGCUCUUCUUUUUAAAGCAGCGAAUGGAUCUACGAACUCCAUCGCUGUUCAGGCAUUCGAUACAUCCAACACCAGUCCGCUGUUUCAAUGGACAUAUACGGCCGACAAUCUCGAUACUAAGUUGGGUGUUAGUCAUGUUGAUCAAGAUUCGGUGUUUCGCGUGGGCAGCGUCUCUAAGCUAUGGGCGAUGACUCUAUUCCUUGCAGAGGCGGGCAUUGAUACCUUUUCGGAUCCAGUUGCAAAAUACAUCCCUGAGAUUCAAUCGGCCGUCUCGGGUGAUGCAAUUGAUUCCGUGCAAUGGGCUAACGUGACAAUUGGAGAUUUGGCGAGCCAUUUAGCCGGCGUUGGGCGAGAUUAUGGCAUCCUUGAUCUUGCAGCAAACCCGUCAAUGACCCAAAUGGGGUUCCCUGUGCUACAACCGAAUGAGAUACCACCUUGCGGAAAUCCCGUACCUUGUAAUAGGACACAGUUCUUUAGCGGACUUCUACAACGGCAUCCUACAUUCCCCGUAUCUGCGACCCCUGUAUAUUCGAAUGCCGCGUUCCAGAUUCUCGGGUAUGUCUUAGAAGCGAUCAAGAAUGAUACUUUUGAGAACCUCUUUCAAAGUCAGAUCGUGAGGCCUCUAAACCUUAGUCACACUUUCUAUACCGCACCAAGUCCAUCCCUUGGGGUUAUUCCCCAAGGCCAGGGUGCCAAUUUCUGGAAUAUGGAUUUGGGUGAUGAGAAUCCGGCUGGUGGCAUUUACUCCUCUGCCAAUGACAUGGCAGCUCUUGGCCGUGCAAUUCUAAACAGUACCCUUAUAGAUCCACUCACAACGAGGCGAUGGAUGAAACCCCAUUCUCACACAUCCUCGCUUGCCUACGCAGUCGGGGCCCCGUGGGAAAUUACAUCUUUCUCUCUGCCGCGCUUAAUUGACCUCUACACGAAAUCCGGGGAUAUCGGGAGCUAUUCAUCAGUCCUUGCACUAUCUCCAGACCAUGGUGUUGGUUUCACAAUUCUUGUCGCAGGUACCGGCGGCCACGUUGUCGCUGCAAUGGUUGCCGACCUCGUGGCACAAACCAUGCUUCCCGCACUCGAGUACAUCGCGAAGGAUCAAGCGCGAGUCCGAUUCGCGGGAACUUACUCGGCUCCUAGUCGGGUGGUGAAUUCUUCCAUUUCGAUUAUCACGGACGACGGGCCCGGCCUGAGAGUCACCAAUUGGACCAGUAACUCGACGGAUAUGUUCCAAUCACUUGCGACCUUACGCGGCGCUAAUGAUACUUCUCAAAUUACUAUCCGAUUAUACCCUACGGGCCUCGAGACUCCUGGCAAAAUUUCGUUCCGGGCCUUGAUUCCGCCGGAUCUGGGCUUGGCUCCUAUUGGUCCUUUUACUGGUUCCUGCAUUACCUGGGUGACCGUUGACUCGUAUAUCUAUGGGAGUGUUGGUUUGGAUGAAUUUGUCUUUACGUUGGAUGACCAUUUAAGGGCUACUAGUGUCUCACCUCGGGUGCUACGUAUCGACUUGCAGAGACAAAAUAGUAGCAGUGGAUGA
Penicillium manginii is the source of this 1689-nucleotide messenger RNA. RefSeq names its product serine hydrolase domain-containing protein. Bases 1 to 1689 code for a protein of 562 amino acids. The transcript is spliced from 4 exons. The record is from RefSeq and is a predicted model, not a curated record. Lineage: Eukaryota; Fungi; Ascomycota; Eurotiomycetes; Eurotiales; Aspergillaceae.